Molecule: messenger RNA, 1046 nt
Organism: Ilex paraguariensis (yerba mate)
Lineage: Eukaryota; Viridiplantae; Streptophyta; Magnoliopsida; Aquifoliales; Aquifoliaceae
Source: the annotation of a GenBank genome assembly
UUCUCAAGGAAUUGGGGGUUCUCUGUGACGGACGGACGGACGGACAGACGGGCAAUGGGGUCGACGGCGAAUCUUGACAAAAUGACGAUGCGUCAGAACUAUCCGAACCUUUGGCGCACCGAUCUCGUGCACACCAUUGUGGCUGAUCCGCCAUUUUGCUGCUUUGCGUUCUUGUGUGGCCCCUGUGCAUCAUACUUGCUCCGCAAACGAGCUCUUUACAAUGAUAUGUCAAGGUAUACAUGCUGUGGUGGCUAUAUGCCAUGCAGUGGCCGAUGUGGAGAGAGUCAUUGCCCUGAGCUUUGCCUUUGUACUGAGGUUUUUCUUUGCUUUGCAAAUUCAGUGGCCUCGACACGCUUUAUGUUGCAAGAUGAGUUCAACAUACAGACUACGAAAUGCGAUAACUGCAUCAUUGGAUUCAUGUUCUGCCUCCAACAGCUGGCCUGCAUAUUUUCCCUUCUUGCUUGUAUUACAGGAAGUGAAGAGAUCGGAGAGGCUUCUCAACUGUUGAACUGCUUGUCUGACAUUGUUUAUUGCACGGUCUGCCCUUGUAUGCAGACCCAGCACAAGGUAGAAUUGGAUAGAAGAGAUGGCAAGUUUGGACCACAACCAGUGAUGGCAGUGCCUCCUGUUCAACAGAUGUCUCGUAUGGAUAUGCCAGUUCCUCCGACAGCCGGAUAUCCACCACCGCCACCAUAUGGACCCCCCUAUGGCUACCCUCCACCACCUCAAGCCCAUGGUUACCCACCAGCCAAUUAUCCUCCAGCAGCUUAUCCUCCUCCUGGCUAUCCCAGGUGAUCGUGACCACUGUCUUUCUUAAUUUUGUUCCUCAGAUUUCAUUUGAAUCCUGGUUUCAAUUACCAAAUCAUAGAUACUAUACCAAUCGGUAAAACAGAAACUUUGUAAAAUAGUGUUUGCUCUGAUUCUUAUACUUGUCAGUAUUUAUGGUACUUGCAUAUUUCCGUGCUAAAUUUUAACCCUUUCUGCUGCUAUUUGGGUUAUGUAUAUUGAACGUGGUUAAAAUUAGGGGUAUCAAAAUACGAUACGAU